Exophiala mesophila is the source of this 3554-nucleotide messenger RNA. RefSeq lists its product as uncharacterized. Gene Ontology annotation, molecular function: peroxidase activity; heme binding. Bases 528 to 1613 code for a protein of 361 amino acids. NCBI's taxonomy places the organism in Eukaryota, Fungi, Ascomycota, Eurotiomycetes, Chaetothyriales, Herpotrichiellaceae. The record is from RefSeq and is a predicted model, not a curated record. The transcript has a single exon. Gene Ontology annotation, biological process: response to reactive oxygen species; cellular response to oxidative stress; hydrogen peroxide catabolic process.
GUUGGGAUCGUUCGUUGGCUUGUCGGCCCGUUGUUUUGGACUCCGAUUGGAUUGCGUGGGCAUGUGAUAUGUUCUGCCUCGCCUCGCCCAUUCCUGUCCUGGCUUUCCCUUUCAAUCAUGGCGGUGGGCAUUCUACCGAGUAGAUGCUUGGGCUGGGUCCUGGCACCGACACUGAUACUGGAGCCUGGUCGGUCUCGGGAUCUCUCCGUAGUAGUUUGUACAGUACUCGUUCUUAGUUCAUAUGGACACUUCUUUCGCCUUCGAGAGUCCUUCUAUUGCUAAUCUUUCCUCUCUCUUUCGCUUCUUCCUCUUCUCUCUUCUAUCUCUUAUCCUCAUUUUAUCAUUGAUAUCCUUUGAUUCUUGCUCAUAGACAGGUAUAGAUUCAAGUCAUCAUCGAGGUUCAUACCUUGGAACAUAAAAUCCCUCACUCACUCACCGACUCACUCACCUAUCAACCACUGAUACAAUUCGAGUUGCCGUUGUGCGCAUUUGCCACUCUUCACAGUCUGCCGACUACAACCACCACAAUGUCUGCUCCCGCCCCUCCACCAUCUCACACUCCUUCACCAGAAAAUCCACCAUCAACCUCUCAACUAUCCGAAGUCCGAGCCGCCAUCUCAUCUCUCCUCUCCCAACCAAGUUAUGACGACGGAUCUGCCGGUCCAGUCCUAGUGCGACUAGCCUGGCACUCGGCGGGCACCUUUGACAAAGCAACUCACAGCGGCGGCAGCAAUGGGGCUGGAAUGCGCUGGGAAAGUGAAGGUGGCGACCCAGCCAACGCUGGUCUCCAACACGCGCGAGCUUUCCUCGAGCCCAUUAAACAUCAAUUCCCUUGGAUAACAUAUUCAGACCUGUGGACACUAGCCGCAGUGGUGGCCAUUGAGGCCAUGGGAGGUCCACAUAUUGAAUGGAAGGGUGGAAGAACCGAUUUCGCCGAUGAAUCAGACAAGAGAAUCCCACCACGAGGUCGAUUACCUGACGGAAGUAAAGGCGCUGAUCAUCUGCGUUGGAUCUUCUACCGCAUGGGAUUCAACGACCAAGAAAUCGUCGCCCUGAGUGGCGCUCAUAACCUCGGUCGCUGCCAUGCCGACCGUUCUGGAUUCGAUGGAAAAUGGGUCAAUAAUCCUACCAGGUUCAGUAACCAGUAUUUCCGACUCUUGCUUGCGAAUGACUGGAAGAAGAAAACGUUGGAUAAUGGUGUGGAACAAUUUGUCUAUGUGGACGAGGAUACUCUGCAGGACGUCAGGGAGGCGAAUGAUGGAAAGGAACCUUCGGCAGAAGAGAUUGAAGAGGCCACGUUGAUGAUGCUUCCUUCCGAUAUGGCACUUUUGGACGACGCCAAGAUGAGAGUCUGGGUGGAAAAGUAUGCAAAAGAUAAAGACCUGUUCUUUGAUCAUUUUGCAAAGGUCUUUGCCAAGCUGAUGGAACUCGGCAUUCAACGAGAUGCGAAUGGAAACGUCAUCAACACAGACAACGUUCGAGACGGAUAUAAGAGUGCCCCGAAGAAGAGUGACCGGCCUACCGCUCCAGAAAAGGAUCAGAACAAGGGACAAAUCGGUCAUGAAGCCGCUGUGUUGAAGGAACAGAACAGAGAAAAAUGGGCCAAGUUAUAGAACGGUAUCAUGGAGCAAGUGUUGAGCGUUGUGGAGGAAAUGGCGUUUCGAUCUAGAAUGGUUUUAUCUGCACCAUCUUGUGGAAGGACUUGAUCUCCAGCGAGAAAGAGAAAGCGAUACCCGACGAUGUGAAGUCCUGACUGAAACCAAGGGAUUCCUGGCGUUUUCAAUAGAAAUUGAUGACUUGUCCAUUCUUGAGUCAUUUCCACCGUCAUUCGACUCUCUUCUCAACUUCUAACAUCUCCCAGCUAUUCUGUGCAUCAUCACCAAUGUCGAAUCGCGACCAAAGUUCGAUGGUUUUGUCCCUUGUCAUCCUCGACUCCUUGAUCAAAACCCAGCCCCAUUCUUUCCAGCAUGUUCCACACAAACUUCCUCUUUAGCCCUUCUCGAACUGGAAUUCGUUCGAGAGCCUCGGACCCAUUGAAGUAUCUGAGAAAGAGUUGCCAGUACUGCUCAACAUGUGCAGUUGCAUGUUCAGACGAUGGAGUUGACGACAGAUCUGAGUGUUGCCCAUUGGCGGGGGUCUCCAUUUUAGAUCCAAUAUAUUCCAACCAUUUGGACUCUUCCAAGGACGCUUUGGUUGGGCGCAAGAUCAAGCUCGCCGCUUUGGGGUUGUGGGUUGGAAGCUGUCCUCGUAUGCUAGUGUGGUCUGUCGAGAUGGAUUGCCGCCCGUCACUCGAAGGUCGACUAGCCAAGCUGGGUCGCUGUUUGAAUGGGGAUACAGAAUUUGCAAAACUGUCGACGUUGGCGUUGCUGCUGCCAGAACUCGUCGAGAGCUCACGUUCAGCUCCUGUGAAAUAGGGCGACUUUCGUUCGUUGGGAGUCUUGACUCCUUUUGAUUCGUCCCGAUCUCUUUCCCUUACUGCUUUCUUCACGCUGGGGUCAACACGCACAAAGGCAAACGUGCGCAGCUGAGUGACCCAGCCACCACGCAUCAACCAGGCAAGAACCUUGUAAUAUUCCUCCUUGUGAUCGCUACUCGGAAUCAGACUGCCAUAGGGAAUGGGAGUGCCACUCAAGGAAAGUAGCAUCUUGGGUAAAGAGGGCAUCAUGGGAAACGCGGUUUCGUAUGCACGAGAAGCCGAAAUUAGUUUGGACAUAUCAGCGUUUGGAGAGACAAUGUACGUGUCUCGUUGAUGUAGUGGAGGUAUAGCAAUGGCCCGUCGCCAGUAUACCAGAUGUCGAGCGAGGUGUUGAAUAUCCGCCAAAGGAAUCUUGGAAAUGACUGACAUCUUAUAAAAGGAUUUGGUUGGCUCCGCUUUGGUGACAAAGGUGGUCAGAGGUCCAGACAGAGCGCCACCAGUAGCAUGAAUGUCUUUGAGGAUUCUCUGAGGGCUUGAUCUGAGGAGUAAAGUGAAAUUCUUGGAGAGUUGCAAGGCUCCAGUGACUGAUGCAGUGUCCAUGUCGGACGCAGUCGAGACGGGGUCAGUAGCUGUGGUCAGCCAUAGGCCAGGAUCGAGAGGGGGCUCGUUCAAUGACGGCAAGUAUGAAGUUGAGGUGAGUGGAGGGAUCUGCAAGGACACAGAAACCUUGGAGUCGAGAGUCACUGCAGCAAUCUUGGAAGCGGAGAUGUUAUCAUAGGUUUUGGCAAUUGCUGCUGCUAGCGAAGAUCGCCGGGCCAUUUCGGUGUACAGUGCAGCCGUGGAGGAUUUGUCGUGCAGGUGGUGGGCCUUGAUGGUUUGCAAUAACUCGGCCUGCUCCCAUACGUAGUUGUUCCUUGCCUGUUCAUAUUUGAGGAUUUUGGAAAACUUCCUUGCGACAUGAUCGUACAUUUCCUUGACACGGGCUUGAUGUUGAAGAGCGGGAGGAUCCAUGACAAAGACCAGGUGGAACAUGGUCAACUGGCUCUUUGGAAAGGCAGCGUCCUUGUUCUUGUUGGAUUUGUCUUGGGUGGGAUCUUGCUCACCAACACUGUCUUCCUCGUCCUCUGUGCCUUCUCCG